This is a messenger RNA of Meira miltonrushii, 855 nucleotides long. RefSeq lists its product as uncharacterized. The record is from RefSeq and is a predicted model, not a curated record. NCBI's taxonomy places the organism in Eukaryota, Fungi, Basidiomycota, Exobasidiomycetes, Exobasidiales, Brachybasidiaceae. The coding region runs from base 1 to 849 and encodes 282 amino acids. The transcript has 2 exons. Gene Ontology annotation, molecular function: protein binding.
AUGUCAUCCUUACUUCAGAACGUCUUGGCCUCACGCCUAGCUCAAGCUACCUUGGGAACGGAUGAAAAUGGAAACAUUGUUGUGAAAGAUUCACAAUCACAAUCACAAUCACAAUCGAUAGAUGAUUGGGAAAAAGUGGAAGGUGAAGAGAUAACAAGUGAUGAUGAAUUGGUUAAUGUUGUCUCUUUACCCGGAACUGUGCCGGGUACGCCACAUAUCAGUAGACCUCCUUCGCCUGGUGGAAUGACAAGAUCAACGCCUUCCAAACGAUCAACACUUGGUAAAUCGAUAGGGACUGGUAUCGCACGCAAGAGUAAAACUGAUCCACUCCGAACGCUGCCAAAAGAGGUUUCUCAGCGUAUCUUCCUUUCGUUACCGGUUUCCAGUUUGAUCUCUCUUUCGCAAGUUAAUAAGCGAUACAGACGGAGUGCAACAUUGAACUAUUGUUGGUACAGACAAUGCAACAAAGGUACAAUGGUUGAGGAGCAGGCUGAUGAUCUUGCUUCUGGUGGUGCAAAAUGGACAAGAAGGGCAAGUAAGAUGGAUUGGAAAACGCAAUAUGCAAAACAAAGAAAGAUGGAAGCAAAAGAACAACAACGUUUAGAAUCAUUACCAGGAAGCGGAGCAGUAACACCGAGUAGAACGCAAAGGUUACGUGAUGAAGGUAUCAAGACCGCUUCUGAACAAAGACAAGAUGAAUGGCGUGAACAGGAGCAGCAAGGGUACACGAAAGAAGAGAUGCGCGAUUGGUACAAAGAACAAGGCGGCACCAAAGGUGGAAAAUUGAAAGGCAAACGUGGAAAGGGUGGCCAGAAAACAGGUGCAAAUGACGGCAGUCUUUGGGACUAAAGCGGU